Messenger RNA from Arachis stenosperma, 591 nucleotides. Its product is annotated as coatomer subunit beta'-2-like. Lineage: Eukaryota; Viridiplantae; Streptophyta; Magnoliopsida; Fabales; Fabaceae. The transcript has 6 exons. Gene Ontology annotation, biological process: endoplasmic reticulum to Golgi vesicle-mediated transport; retrograde vesicle-mediated transport, Golgi to endoplasmic reticulum; intra-Golgi vesicle-mediated transport. The record is from RefSeq and is a predicted model, not a curated record. Gene Ontology annotation, cellular component: COPI vesicle coat. Bases 1 to 591 code for a protein of 196 amino acids. Gene Ontology annotation, molecular function: protein binding.
AUGGCAACAGUUCUUGGGUUUAAAAUUGUGUCAGCUUCUGAUGACAAUGUUCUAAAAUUGUGGGAUUGGAAGAAGGGUUGGGCUUGUCUUAAAACCUUUCAAGGACACUCACAUUAUGUGAUGAGUGUAGCAUUUAACCCCAAGGAUCCAUCUACCUUUGCUACUGCAUCCCUUGAUGGGACUUUAAAGAUUUGGAGUGUUGAUUCCUCUGCUCCAAUUGUGACCCUGGAUGGACACUUGAAAGGAGUGAAUUGUGCUAAUUACUUCAUAAGCCAUGAUAAAGAAUAUCUUAUAAGUGGUUCUGAUGAUUACACUGGACAUGGAAACAAUGUCAUAGCAGUGUGCUCUCAUUCUGAGCUUCCAAUUAUAAUAACAGCUUCAGAGGAUUCUACUGUCAAAAUAUGGGAUAAUGUCACAUACAGGCUUCAAAACACCUUGAAAUUUGAGAUGCUUCCUUCAGGAAAAGAUAGGGCUGCUUCUCGAGAUGCAGAUGCAGCAUUGGUUUUUGGCCGUAGUAGUAGUAGUAGUAGUGGUAGAAGAAGAAGUUGUAGUUUAGAGUUGGUUUUUAAGCAUGAUAAGAUGCAGAAUUGA